Messenger RNA from Seminavis robusta, 1108 nucleotides. Lineage: Eukaryota; Bacillariophyta; Bacillariophyceae; Naviculales; Naviculaceae. The record is from the annotation of a GenBank genome assembly.
CGAGUUAAUACCUUUGACAUCGUCACCAUGAUGCGAUGAUUUGAUUGGCUGCAGUUUCAUGAUCCACCGAUCCGUUUUGGGAAUGGUGUCAAGCUUCACAAUGAGCUUCCCACCUCUGGCUCGCUCAGCCCAUUAUUUCCGAGCCAUCAAGAGAGAGGCUACCAUAUAUCUAUCUUUGACGGUGUCUUUUGCUAGCUAGUUAUUAUCUGUACUACAAUGAGAAUUCUUGUGGGCGUCAAGCGAGUGGUGGACUAUGCCGUCAAGGUCCGUGUCCAGAACAACACGGUGGAUUUGAGCAAUGUGAAAAUGUCGUUGAAUCCGUUUUGUGAAAUUGCGGUCGAAGAAGCCGUUCGAUUGAAGGAGAAGAAGGCAGCGGAUGAAGUAGUGGCUGUCAGUGUGGGACCCAAGCAAUGCACGGAAACAUUGAGAACAGCGUUGGCCAUGGGAUGCGAUCGUGCGAUUCAUAUCCAGACGGACAGGCGAACCGAUUAUGUCGAUUUGCAGCCGUUUGCCGUGGCGCACUUGUUUCAAAAGGUGGUGGAACAAGAAGAGGCCGAUUUGGUCUUGCUGGGCAAACAGGGCAUUGAUUCGGAUUGUGGACAGACUGGUCCCAUGCUUGCUGGAUUGUUGGGAUGGCCACAGGUUACGUUUGCUGCCAAAAUGGAUUUAGAAGGCGAUGGAAUGAUGGUGGAACGAGAAACCGAUGCUGGAACCGAAACCAUUAAAAUCCCUUCCUUACCAGCCGUCGUCACGUGCGAUUUGCGUCUCAACGAACCACGCUAUGCUACCCUGCCCAAUAUCAUGAAGGCCAAAAAGAAAAAGGUCGAUACCAUUGCCGCGGAUGACUUGGGCGUCGAUCUAGAGCCCCACAACCCAGUCCUCGAUAUUUUUGAACCACCACCCAGAAAGGAGGGAAUUACCGUAGAAUCUGUGGAUGAUUUGUUGGAUAAAUUGCGCAACGAAGCCAAGGUUCUCAAGUAAUAAAACAAAAGAGGAAGAGGUUACUUAUACCAGGUGGUAAAAAAUGGAAUUCCCCAUCUUUUCCUGCGGAUUCGAUUCAUUCCAUUCUCUAACACCACAACCAACUAAAAGAAACAACAAUUUUCCA